Molecule: messenger RNA, 966 nt
Organism: Aureobasidium namibiae CBS 147.97
Lineage: Eukaryota; Fungi; Ascomycota; Dothideomycetes; Dothideales; Saccotheciaceae
Product: Metallo-dependent phosphatase
Exons: 1
Coding region: 1-966 (321 amino acids)
Molecular function (GO): hydrolase activity
Source: RefSeq, a predicted model, not a curated record
AUGUUCCUCUCUCCCUUCGCACCCCCCUCGCCCUUCGAGCCACCCUCUCUCCUCUACCUCUUCCUUCUCUCACCACCAAAGUUUCUCUUACGGACACUCCACCGCCUGAUCUCUUUUUUUCGCUCCUCACCCACUCGACCCUUGCUGCCAUUGAGAGUAGUCUGUCUCUCAGACACACAUUGCAAAGUUCCCGCUGUGGUUCCUGAUGGCGAUCUCUUGAUCCACGCCGGCGACCUCACUCAAACCGGCACACCAGCAGAGCUACAAAAACAACUGGAUUGGCUAAACUCGCUUCCUCACACACAUAAAAUCGUUAUUGCUGGAAAUCACGAUACCUUCCUGGACCCGCGAUCACGCAAAACAUUACCCGCCGAAGACACCGAAAACGCAACCCUGGACUGGGGAAAUUUACAUUAUCUCCGACAUUCAACCACAACACUCACUUUUGCUUCCCAUCGGAAUCGGAAAUUGAAGAUUCAUGGUGCGCCACAGAUCCCUGCUUGUGGGGGCGAGGAAUUUGCGUUUCAGUAUCCUAGAGGCCAGGAUGCGUGGAAGGAUACCGUGCCUUCGGGUGUGGAUAUCUUGGUCACGCAUACACCUCCCAAACACCACAUGGAUCUCUAUGGCUUGGGAUGCGAGCAUUUGCUUUCUGAGCUUUGGCGAGUGAAGCCGCGUUUACAUGUUUUUGGGCAUGUGCACGCUGGAAGAGGAAAGGAAGUUGUUUAUUGGGAUGAUGCUCAGAGGGCUUUUGAGCAUGGGUGUGGUAGAGGUGACGGUUUGGUCUGGAGCAUGCUGGAUUUGUGGCUGUGGGUUGAUGUUGUCAAGGUGGUUUGGCAUGGUGUGUCGAAUGUGGUUUGGGACCGUGUUUGGGGUGGUGAGGGGAGGGUGACGAGGAUGGUUAAUGCUAGUGUGAUGUACAUCAAUACCGGCGAGCUUAAGAAUAUGCCGCAGGUGGUCGAGAUAUGA